AUGAGGUCCCGGCUCUGCCCACAGACCUCUCCGUCCCGGCUCCAGAACACAAUUAUCUCCGUGGCGCACAUACGGAUCCAGCUCGAAGGACCGCUGUUUAUGGAGGUUCUGGCUCAGAGGUACAGAUGGCUCAGAGGUACAGAUGGCUCAGAGGUACAGAUGGCUCAGAGGUACAGCUGGCUCAGAGGUACAGCUGGCUCAGAGGUACAGCUGGCUCAGAGGUACAGAUGGCUCAUAGAUCUGUCUCGGUCUGAAGCCCAGGAGCAGAAACGUUCCCACGACAACAAAAAGAAAGUGGACGUCAUUGACCUGACUCUGGACAGUUCGUCUGAAGAAGAGGAGGAGCCGCCGAUGAAGAGGCCGUGUCCGUCUCUGUCGCCCGUGUCGCCGCCCGGCAACAACAACAUCAUUAACAAAGGAGUUCUGAACCUGCACCAGAGCCCCCCUGUGACCAGAGCUCCCAGCAGGCCCCCCGUGGAGACCAGCUACAUCCCGCCCCCUCCCCCACUCAUCCAGGACUAUCGCCACUAUUACCACGCUGCCAACGACCUGCCAGAAUUGAAUUUCUUCUCCUUCCUUCAAGGUGACAAUCAGCAUUACAACAUGGUGAUGGCCGCCGCAGCCUCGGCCUCGUCGUCUGAGGAGCAGGAGCUGCUGUUGAGCCGUUUCCUGCCGUACACUUCUGCUCAGAUGCUGCGGGAGGCGGGGUCCGGCAGCAGCUCUGUGGGCGUCGCCAACGGCAACAGCAGCAGCGGCUCCAGCUCGAGCUUGGUGUCGUCCAGCAGCCUCAGGGAGAGGGACAAAGAGGUGUCGGGGCUGUCGCGCUCCUCUGUGGAAGCAGCCGCUGCCGUCGCCGCCAUUUACGGAUCAAUCAUUUGGCUGGAGCACCCUCAGUGUGAGACUCUGGAGCUCAGUGCGAGACUCUGGAGCUCAGUGCGAGACUCUGGAGCUCAGUGCGAGACUCUGGAGCUCAGUGCGAGACUCUGGAGCUCAGUGCGAGACUCUGGAGCUCAGUGUGAGACUCUGGAGCUCGUGGAUCCAGAGGGAGCUGUAGCAGCUUUGUGCAUGUGCAGACUGCAUUUGUGA
Molecule: messenger RNA, 1086 nt
Organism: Knipowitschia caucasica
Lineage: Eukaryota; Metazoa; Chordata; Actinopteri; Gobiiformes; Gobiidae
Source: the annotation of a GenBank genome assembly